Homo sapiens (human) is the source of this 4641-nucleotide messenger RNA. It is a transcript of the gene SPC25, whose product is annotated as SPC25 component of NDC80 kinetochore complex. Gene Ontology annotation, biological process: chromosome segregation. The coding region runs from base 128 to 778 and encodes 216 amino acids. NCBI's taxonomy places the organism in Eukaryota, Metazoa, Chordata, Mammalia, Primates, Hominidae. Gene Ontology annotation, cellular component: nucleus; Ndc80 complex. The transcript is spliced from 8 exons. The record is from RefSeq and is a predicted model, not a curated record.
GAAAUCGGAAAGUUGGCGGGGCUGCGGGAGCUGAGCCUAGAGUCCGGCUGUUGGCUAGAGUGGGCGCGGAUCUGGUGUGGGGAAGGCGGCGGGACUCAGGCCUGCCUGCGAAGCAUUGUCCUACAUAAUGGUAGAGGACGAACUGGCACUUUUCGAUAAAAGCAUAAAUGAAUUUUGGAAUAAAUUCAAAAGUACGGACACCUCCUGUCAGAUGGCGGGACUAAGAGAUACCUACAAGGAUUCCAUCAAAGCAUUUGCAGAAAAGCUGUCUGUGAAAUUAAAGGAAGAAGAACGAAUGGUUGAGAUGUUUCUGGAAUAUCAAAAUCAGAUCAGCAGGCAAAAUAAGCUCAUUCAAGAAAAAAAGGAUAACUUGUUAAAAUUGAUUGCUGAAGUAAAAGGCAAAAAGCAGGAAUUGGAAGUACUGACUGCAAAUAUCCAGGAUCUUAAGGAAGAAUAUUCUAGGAAGAAGGAAACUAUUUCUACUGCUAAUAAAGCGAAUGCAGAGAGGUUGAAAAGGCUGCAGAAAUCUGCAGACUUGUAUAAAGAUCGACUUGGACUAGAAAUUCGAAAAAUUUAUGGUGAGAAAUUGCAGUUUAUUUUCACUAAUAUUGACCCUAAGAAUCCUGAGAGCCCAUUUAUGUUUUCCUUACAUCUCAAUGAAGCAAGGGACUAUGAAGAAAGUCCAGGGAUCCAGAUCCUCCAUGCUGGAUCACAGCAUCCGGGGACCUUUGACAUUCCCCUCAUCCAUCAUCUUCAGCUCUAUCCAGGCUCUGCUUGACCCCCUCAUAGGCCUGCUGUGUUCUGUUGCCACCCAAAUCCAGAGGAAAAAGACAUCUAAGUCCCACUGCUGUUGUCUACCAGAUAACUCUGACUUCAGGCAAGCAGCUGAACCCACCUUGGACUCCGUCUGUUUCUGUGACACCAGGGGUUAUACUGGAUCAUCUCUAGGGUCUCCUAGAAUUUGGAAACUCCUCUAGGAACCAAGGAGCCUCUUCCUUGUCUGUCUCCACCCAUCCAUCUUUUUUCUGACUGUUUCAAGCUAAUAAUCAUGAAUGCAAAGUGCUGUGACAUGCAGGUAGAACUCCAUCCAUUUCAAAAGAAAAACAUGUAAAGGUAAGAGCACUUUAUUCUUAUUUGAACCACACUGUAUUGUUGAUUACCGAGUGUGAAGGUAGUAUGUUCAGAGUCUUGUUUUAUGCCUUUGUAGCUGUGUUGCCAGCAUUUGAAGGUAACUCCUCCACAUAAGCGGCAGGAAAAUGGCCUUUUUUCCCAUUCAAAGAUCCAAACCACCAUCCUUCUUCUUUUUUCUCGUGUAUAAUCACAAUGUCACCUGUGAAAAUACAGUUAGACAAAUGGGUCUCUGUGAUGUGAACACAUGCCUCAGCCCGAUUGAUAAGAGUUUUAAGGAGGUUCUGCUUCAAGGAUUUACUUGGUAGUGUCAUUUUCUGCACUUGAUUCAGAUGAAGCCAAAUGUAUCGAACACCUGUGUAUAAAGCAGGCAUAAUCCAGAGGAUACUAAAAAGAGUAAGAUAAUGAACAACUGAGAUAUAUCAUAAAAUAAUUGCUUAAAGACAGGAUUGGCUGGGCGUGGUGGGUGACGCCUGUAAUCCCAGCACUUUGGGAGGCCAAGGUGUGUGGAUCACAAGGUCAGGAGUUCGAGACCAGCCUGACCAACAUGGUGAAACCCCUUCUCUGCUAAAAAUACAAAAAUUAGCUGGGUGUGGUGGCGCACGCCUGUAAUACCAGCUACUCAGGAGGCUGAGGCAGGAGAAUCCUUGAACCCGGGAGGCAGAGGUUGCAGUGAGCUGAGAUCAUGCCACUGCACUCUAGCCUGGGCAACAGCAACAGGGCAAGACUCUGUCUCAGAAAAAAAAAACAGGAUCACAGCCAGGCACGGUGGCUGACAGCUGUAAUCCCAGCACGUUGGGAGGCCGCGAUGGGCAGAUUAGGCAGAUUACUUGAGGUCAAGAGGUUGAGACCAGCCUGGCCAACAUGGUGAAACCCCGUCUCUACUAAAAAUACAAAAAUUAGCCAGGCAUGGUGGCACACGCCUGUAGUCCCAGCUAUUUGGGAGACUGAGGCAGGAGAAUCACUUGAAUCCAGGAGACGGAGGUUGCAGUGAGCUUGGGAGACUGAGGCAGGAGAAUCACUUGAAUCCAGGAGACGGAGGUUGCAGUGAGCUAAGAUCACACCACUGUACUGCAGCCUGGGUGACAGAGCAAGACUCUGCCUCAAAAAAAAAAAUAAAAAAAGAUCACGUUGGAUCAUAUAUCCUUAUGCUGCCUGGCUCACUUUCUAUUUCUAUGUAGCUGAUGGAUUGUCACCAAACUCUUUCUUGGUGUCUGUACUUUGAGGGUUUCACAUGCUGGUGUUUUUGAUUGUUUGGCGUGUUGGCUGCUAUAAGUAUGUCUCACCAACAGUCUUUUCUUAAGAUCAAGACAAUGUCUCUGCAUUAUACCUGAUUUCACAGGCCAAAAGUUUAACUCACAGCUUUGCACAGAAAUGUAACUCCCCAUUCAAAAUGUAACUCCCCAUUCAACAACUUAGACAACUUUAAUACAACAUCAAUUUGGAGACAAUAUUUUUUAAAGCAAUGAUUCAAAUAAAGAGAAUUCCAUAGAGAAUUGGACAAGAAACAUGGCUCUUGUCAUAAAAGUAGAAAGAUCUGCCCCCUUCAGGAUCAUCUGCCCCCGUCAGGAUCCAAGAGCUACUUUUUCUUUGGCAUCAUUCUGAGGUGAUUUUUCAGUCUUCCUUUCACUCUUUUCCUCAGCAACUUUCUUUCUAAGACAAAGGAGAUUAUUAACUCCUUUUCUAUCUUUUCUACAUUUUCUUAGUCAUAAAUCACUAUUCUUAAAGGACAUCAUUCUCGGUCUCUAAGUUCUCCCUCGUCAGUAAAUUGACAUAAUCUAUUAACAAGAAUUCAAACAAAUAAUGAUUUCAAAUUGUAUUGCCAGCUUCCCUAAGCCUCCAACGUCGUGUUUCAUUUAAAGAAACUGCUUAGAAUAUAAAGUAUAAGUAGGCUUUGCAACCAACAGAGAACUGAAAACAAGAUAAUCAAUUUAUUGUGAAUGAUGUAACUUAAAUGCUGCAUCCAUGGGUUCUAGGUGGCAUCUGGGAAGUAUGUCUUUUAUUCACAUAGGAAGAAAAGUAAUUGCCUGGAGAGAUAUGACUGGCAAAUGCUGCAAAGGAAACACCCAAUAAAUAGCAAAUGUGUGGUGUCCCUGUCGUUUGGCUACAAAAUGUAUCUUGAUUUUCCAUUGGCUCUGGGAGCCAUGUCCUUGUCGUGGAUAAUAUUCUUUCUCCCAUAACGUUACUCUUUCUCACUAACCCUUCCGUUUCCAGAUCUCUGCAUUAGCGCUAACAUUCAAACAUGGUUUCUAACUGGACACAUAAAGAAAUAAAGAAGGUUGAGGCUGGAGACUUUCUUCUUUAAUAAUGUUGUGGUUUACAUUAUAAAGCCACUACGUAAUACCUUUCCAUGUUAAGUAAAACUCUGUGACACAAAGAAGGGGAUCUCACUCUUUAGACUGGCUGUAAAAAGCUUUUCUGAGAAGUAAGUGAGACCAGCACUAAGCUGGGAGUCAGCUGACCUAGGUUCUAGAAUUUGCACUUACUUACACUAAGUUGAGAGAGGAGGUCACUUCACAUUCCUGAAUGUCUAGCUUCUAAAAAAUAAAAAGGUGGGGUACACCUCUAAUCACUUUCCAUCACUGACAUUCUACCCUAGUGUGCACUGUGAUUAGGAGCAUGACUGUGUUUCCAAGUUCAAGUCUUGUGUUGCCACAGCCUGUGACAUUAGCCAAAGCACCUAACCUUCCUGUGUAUCAGUCUCCUCUGCUAUGAAAUGGGAAUACCAAUAAAACCCUCCAAGGGUUUCAUGAAUAUUAAAUUGGACAAUAGGCCUGCAACAAUGUCUGACACACAGUAAACAGAAUAAGCGUUAGCUAUUAUCAUUAUGCGAGCUUUUGUUUUAGAUGUGCUUAUCUUUCAAGAAGGGUGAACUGAUUUGACAUGGUAGUAACUCUUAAGGCUGCCACACUAAGACAGGGUUUUAUUCAUGCUAAGAAUCUCAAUAUGGGAAGGCAAUUAAAAUAUUUGAGAAUGAUUCUUACCCUUUUCCAAAUUCAACUCAUCAUCUUGCCUGGCUUGAAAAGAAUACAAGGCCUUGCAAAGUCUGCUGCUGAGCUGGGCUGCACCAGGGGCUGAAAUAGAUAAAGCUGUAAUUAGUAUGCUGUGUUAGCAGGCAAAUGAAUAUGAGCUGAAGCUCUUUGGUUAUUUAACAGUGUGAUGCAGAGUUUCAAUAUAUUAAAUUUUUCUCAAAAGGAAAGUUUGUAAUUUUAUAUAAUGUUCAUUCCUUGAUUCAAUAACCACUUAUGAUGCACUUUCUAUAUGUAUGGACUGCAUAUGUUAUAUAACCAAAAACUAUAUUAUAAUACAUGAAAUAGCAAGUCUAGAGAAAAACAUCAUUGUAUAAUAAUAGUAAUUGCAUGCAUGUUUUGGAAAACAUUCACCAGUUUUGCCAUUCAGGUAUAAAUACGGGAUAUUUGGGGCAUGUGCAUGUUAUCAUCAUCCCUAGCUGUGUAUGGAACUGUUUCUCAAACAAUGCAACAGUGACUCCUUAAUAUAUUGUGUGAACCAUAA